GGCAAACUCGGAACCAUGGCGAAGCAUGGCACAGCGGCGGCCUAUGGCGCGCUUCAGCGACUUCCGUAUGUAAAGACGGCGCCCGAGAUCCUCGAGAUGCGCUUCUGGCGCCACACGAUCAAGGAAAAGGACAUGGCCGACCCGAUCCGGCGCACGAAGAAUCAAACCGCACGGCUCAUCAACUACCAGCUCUCCAAGCUCGCGGGCGUGACGUCGCACGUUGCAAAGGAUUUCCCGCCGCUCAAGACGCUGCAUCCGUUCGAGCAUGAAGUCGUGCUCUUGACGCUCGGCCAAGGCACGUAUGAAAACCAGUUGCAGCAGCUGCGCCGCGUCUACGCCGAUUUGCACAACACGGGCAAGGCCUUCGAGGUCGAGAACAAGGACGUGCUCACGCAGGUCGAGUCCCAGGACUGCAUGGCGCGCUGCCUCGACGCGCUCAAGGAAGUCGUGCACCAAAAGGCGCCGGUUCUGAAAGAGACGGCAGAGAUGGCCAAGACACUGCGAAAACUGCCCGAGAUCGACUUGGACAAGCCGAUUUUUGCGCUCGUGGGCUCGCCCAACGUUGGCAAGUCAUCGCUCGUCAAAGCGCUGACGACCGCCAAUCCCGAGAUUGCCAACUAUCCGUUCACGACGCGGGGCGUGACGAUCGGCCACAUCUUUAUCAACGGGGUGUCGUACCAGGUCGCUGACACGCCGGGUCUUUUGUUCCGCCCGGACGAGAAGCGCAAUGCGAUCGAGAAGCUCGCGUUGAGCAUCUUGACCAAGACGGACGCGACGGUCGGCUUUGUGAUCGACCCGACGGGUGCGUCCGGCACCUCGGUGGCCGAGCAGCUCGCGCUUCGGGCCGAGCUCCGUGAGAAGCUGCCGUGGAAAGCCACACAUACGUGGAUUGACAUUCUCUCCAAGAUUGACGUCCCGUUUGACGCGUCGACGCUCACACCCGAGCAGCAGAGCGAGCUCGAUUCCUUCCUCCGCGUCUCGACCCAGACCAACGAAGGACUGUUGGCGGUCGAUGCCGCGGCCCGCGACAUGCUGUUGUUGCCGCCCGAGGUCAAGGCGGCAACCAAGGCGUAGGAGAGAUGCAAUUGAUUAGGAGUAGUCGAGUGGCCGCGACGGCAAGAACGAGAUCAACACGAUACUUUCGUCCGUGG
This is a messenger RNA of Saprolegnia parasitica CBS 223.65, 1151 nucleotides long. RefSeq lists its product as hypothetical. Gene Ontology annotation, cellular component: nucleolus. Gene Ontology annotation, biological process: ribosomal large subunit biogenesis. The transcript is spliced from 10 exons. The coding region runs from base 16 to 1074 and encodes 352 amino acids. Gene Ontology annotation, molecular function: RNA binding; GTPase activity; GTP binding. NCBI's taxonomy places the organism in Eukaryota, Oomycota, Saprolegniomycetes, Saprolegniales, Saprolegniaceae. The record is from RefSeq and is a predicted model, not a curated record.